This is a messenger RNA of Electrophorus electricus (electric eel), 1437 nucleotides long. Its product is annotated as H-2 class II histocompatibility antigen, A-K alpha chain-like. The record is from RefSeq and is a predicted model, not a curated record. Lineage: Eukaryota; Metazoa; Chordata; Actinopteri; Gymnotiformes; Gymnotidae.
CUCUGAAGGUGGUGUUAUUUUUAUGUUAAUGCACUCUGCUUGACUGACAGCGCGUUUACCGGAGCUGCCACACGGACAGUCCCACACCAGGAAGUGAGACCAGAGUCAACCUGGAGCGUAGAUCCUCCGAUCCAGACGUGUCACCGCUGCCUGGGCCAUUGUGGAGAGGAAUUGCUCGCUGUCACAGUGCUCUUCUUCUCACGGAGAGGCUGAGCGAUUAAUUCUCUUGUGACCUACUGAAUGCAACACUGUUUUGCUCUGACUCUGUCCAUCCUCUGUGCCUUUCACACAGAGGCCACAGCAUGUCUUCUUCAUCCUGAUGCACACACAGAUAAAUCAAAUCUUUGGGAUGAAAUAAACAAUGGCGUCUGAAGUACGGCAUCAGUGUAGACUGUAACGAGACGAGCUAUGAACUGUCUGUCAUGUAUGAGGAAGAAAUCAUUGUGUACUUUGAUGAUAAAGAGGACAGAGUUAUUUACACACUGCCGGACUUCGCUGCCCCCAUUAUGAUCCCCGAUCUGAUCAAAAACACUCACAAAGGAGGAGAGUUCUGUAAGAUGGCGCUGGCCGUGUUAAAUGACGUCUACGGGAGAGCACCUGAAGACACAGUACCACCCUGGAGUUCCAUCUACCCCAAGACUGAAACAGUGGUGAACAUAAAAAACACACUCAUCUGUCAUGUGACUGGGUUUUUCCCACCUCCUGUGCGAGUACUGUGGAGCAGGAAUGAUGUCAACAUGACAGAGGGUGUGUAUGUGAGCCCGUACUACCACAACAUUGAUGGCACUUUCAACGUCUUCUCCGCGCUGGCAUUCACCCCAGAGGACGGCGACAUCUUCAGCUGCACAGUGGAGCACCAGGCCCUCCAGGGACCCCAGACCAGGAUGUGGGAGGUAGAGGUGAAUGGUCCAGCGUACUUCCAUCAGUGAUGUGUGGACUGGGCCCUCGGUCUCGGCCUUCUUGGAGUGAUGACUGGAGCUUUUUUUCAUCAGCAAAGGCAAACAGCCUCGGCAACCGGUCCCGCUGUGGUUCUGAGAGGAGACUACAGGGAUGCACUUUAAACAGCUUUCCUAUGUACCUUCAGUUCUUAACUGAGUGACCCAGAUGAAUCCAAACCCGACAUCAGUGUUAGUACUACAGUCUUUCCGUAAACCUGUACGUGUUGCUGCACAGAGCUUUCCUGACUCUGUAGGGUUAUUUCACGCAGUAAGGGAGUUUCCUCACUACUGUUGCCCUCUGAAAAGCUGAAAAGCUGCUUUGUAACAAUGUCGUCUUUUUUUUUUUAAAGUUCCAUAUAUACAAAACUGAUCUUAAUGAAGGGUAUCAGCUCAAAGGGUGAAAAUUAAUGAAGUGUUGUUGGUGAUCUCUGUAAGAGGGAUGGUGGAAAAUGAAAGAUUUUCACAUCUCUCAAGAAUAAAAAAAAUCUUGUUUGUCUCA